AAUAAUUGUCAUACCAAACCUGUCAAAAACUGUACACCAAGUUCAAUUAAUAUGUAAAAUGUUACAAAAACAAAACGCACUGUAUACAAUACACACUGGCGUAAAUUAAGAAAUAAACAUGCACCCGUACAAAUAAAAAUAGGUAAUAAAUAAAAUAAAAUAAAAAGAGAGUAACAAAGCGUAUUAAAUUAUGGCCAACAUAAGAGCGGGAACAACGUUCAUCAUGCGCCAAGAAAUGCCCAAACUGGAGACUCCGCCACAACCGAAACCUGAAGUAGACCUAAACUCUGGAGAAAAGAUCUCUGAUGAAACACCAGACAGCGAACAGACAAACUCAACGAACUUCUCUACGGACAAUAGCCUGCUGAGCCGCGAGGUGGACUGCUGGAUUCAAGGCUGGGAGGUCGACCCAAACGUCAGUGUUAAUGUAAAACGAAGGGUACCGACUGUGCAGCGAUCGACGUUGACCGCCCCGGACAGUCUGUACUCGUCUCGACUGUACUACGCUUUAGCCAUGAUGAUGCCCGUGUUCCGCUCACAACAGCGGGCCAUUUGGUCUUGUUCUCCAAGCAUUAUGUUGACAACACUGCGGUCCGUCUUCGCCUACAUGACGGAGGCUUACAGCAAAAUUCGAAUGCAAUUUCAACGGCACUUCACAGAACAUAACGUUCAUGAUUUUCUAAGCACAAUUCUCGAUGUACUGUUGGUUAUAUACGCACUUGGAUUUCUUGUCAUUUCUACGUACGAAUCAGCUGUAAUGCCAUGAUUAGUUUCUACUUUUUAAUAUCGUUUUAAUACAUUCUGUACGUACAAUGUAGUGAAUUACUCUAAAUGUAUUCUCAAAGAACUCAACUCACUAUUGUCUGUUUCCAUAUUACAAUCUCAAACCUAUUA
Messenger RNA from Papilio polytes (common Mormon), 894 nucleotides. RefSeq lists its product as uncharacterized. The transcript is spliced from 5 exons. The coding region runs from base 191 to 766 and encodes 191 amino acids. Lineage: Eukaryota; Metazoa; Arthropoda; Insecta; Lepidoptera; Papilionidae. The record is from RefSeq and is a predicted model, not a curated record.